UGUUGCGCACGGACAGAGGAGAGUUUGGUCACUUGGGGAAGUUCUUGUUAGUUUGUUUGUUUGUGGAGCCAUCGGCCUGUGUGUUUGGAGCCUGAUGUCAGAGACACCGAGGAGAUCUUGACUUCUUCAGUGGAGUUUCCAUCAAUAAGACACGUUUCCGUUGAGUUCAGCUGGGAACCGAACCACCGAGCAGGAGUACUGUGUGACAGAGAGGCUCCUCUGAACAGAGCCUGGUCUGGGCAGCCAUGCUGAUGUAUGAUUAUCCUCCAAAGACAGACAUGGAGACGUCAUUCUACACUUCUUUAGUGACAACCCCGGAGCCGUACGGCGUGAUCUUCCCCCAUCCCAGCACCUUCUACCCAGUGCCCAUGCAGGCCUUCCACCAGCCUCACACUCCACAGACGCAGCUGGAGCCGGUGGACCUGUCCGUCAGCAAGCGCUCCUCUUCCACCUCCUCCUCCCCUCCGUGCUCCUCCACAUCCUCCCCUCCCAGUUCGCCGUCGUCCCCGUACAGCUCGGCGAGCCGCGCCUCCCCCCGCUCCCCGCUGCACUCCUCGCCCUCCCACACCCUCCCGCCUCCGCCCACCAGUUCCAUGCCUUACCACCCCAACAUGGUGACUCCCCUGGUGGGCUCAGGCUCCAGGGUCAUGGUGUCACCGGUUAUGGUGCCCCUUCCUGUCUUCUACCCUCCUCCUCUUCACCUGCACCAGCCCAUAAUAGUAAGCCCGCCGGUCGCCAGUGACGACGACCAUCAUACAAGCAGAGAGCGCAAGCCAGUUCUUUCUAUGAAGACGGUGGACGGACACAACCUGCACAAACCGAUCAAGACCGAGACUCAGCCUGAGCUCUGUCAGGACCGUCUGAGCAGCCUUGAUAUCAAACCAUCAGUCAUCAGGAUACCAGCCGAGUACGAGUGCAACAACCCAUCAGUAAUUGUUCGUACGGGCACGAAGCAUCCCCUUCCUGCCGAAUCUCCUGACACCCUGAAAAAGCGAAGAAUUCACCGCUGCGACUUCUCAGACUGCAACAAAGUGUACACCAAAAGCUCCCACCUCAAAGCACAUCGCAGGACGCACACAGGUGAGAAGCCCUACAAGUGCAUGUGGGAAGGUUGCACGUGGAAGUUCGCCCGCUCAGACGAGCUCACGAGACACUUCCGCAAGCACACAGGAGUCAAACCGUUCCAGUGUCCCGACUGCGAACGCAGCUUCUCUCGCUCCGACCACUUGGCUUUGCACAAGAAACGCCACCUCCUGGUGUGAACCCUCCACCGGACAGCUUGAAUUUAUGUAGAGGGCGGGUUAUUGUUGGGACUGGACCACUUUGACUUUAAUGGGGUUAAAAUAGCCGUUCAUGCGCGGUGGACUCUAACAGGGAGCGGGGAACUUGUCCUCAGGGUGCACGUUUUGACCCUUUCACCUCAUUGGAGCAAAGAGUAAGAGCUUGCUGCUCAGCUCAUUUUAAACUUUAAAAAUCGGGGGUUGAAGUAAUUAACCUCUGGUCGGCCACGGAAGGUUCGAACACCUGUCCUUUCUUUUUAAGGGCGGCUGCGUCUCAGCUGGAUUGGGAGCAGCGCUCUCCUUUGGCAGCAGAGUCAAACACCAGUCAAGGCAUGGCUCAGGCUCUUCGUGCAACAUCGGCCCCUCACGUCGCUUCAUUCACACGUUAUUUUGCUCGCUAGGCCAGUAAAAUGUGAAACUUUGCAGAAUGUAUCAUAUCACACCCACUGUGCAUCGUGUCAAACAUGCUUCAGCCUUUUGUUUCCUUCUUUGGCGCAGCUACCUGUGACAUAAAGCUAAUUCCUCUGUUUUCAUGGGCCGUCACGUUCCAGCACCACACACCACAUCUGCCUCUUCAAGCUCACACGAUGAAGUGAUGACAGGUAGCUCAUGCUUGCUUCCUCUUUCACGCGCAGCAGAAAAGUGCACUUAAUAAAAGCAGCUCAUAGCCUUGGACUUGUUUGUGCUUUUGCAUGUAAAAAUACAACCAAAAAAAGUGAGACUGUGGAUCUCAUUCAUUUUUAGAGUGAAGUGUUUAUAAAAAGUUUUCAUUCAGAAAUGUGAAAGUAGCUUCACAGGGGCAUUAUCGUAUGAGUCAUAAGACACCACUCGCUUGGUUUAAGGGUAGAAGAAUUAUGUUUUGUGUAUUAUUAACACAUUUUAUAUAUCUGGAUUAUUUUGACCCGACACCACGGUAGACUUUUUUUCUUGGUAUUGUGUGGCACUUUUACAUAUAAAAAAAAAGCAAAGUGCAAAGCAGGGAAUGUUGCUCUUCAGCUUGUUGCAUUUCAGGAACAAUUGUCGUAUUUGCAGGAGAUGUGCUUAGAAACUGAAUUGCAUGUAUCCGCUGUGAUUGUAAUCAUAAAAUCACACAACAGCAGUUGUACUGCUGCUUGAUGCCAUCGUGAUUUUAGAGCACAACUUUUUUUUUUUAACACAUUUUGGAGAACAAAAUAUUUUAAAUAGCAUCUUUGUACAUCUCCAGUGUGCACUUUAUAUAUAAUAAAAUGUACAUAAAACAAUAUAAUGUACAUACUUCCCAAAGCCAGAAAUAUUUGAUGUCACUUACUUUUUCCUGGUUUGAUUGAUCAGAAACUUGGAGUGAACUUUGGUGUCAUGGUUUUUCAUUUUCCAAUGCCUCAUAUAUUCACGUGUACACAAACAUCUAUACCGAAUGUAGCAGCUGAGCUCAUCUGCGACUUUUGCUUGUAUAUGUUUUUAUAUCUAUGCAUAUGCAAAUUGUUAUAUAAGUGAUUAUUUUUUCAGCUGAAUGGGCAAUUAAAGGUUUUUUUUAUUAAGCAUGAUUUUGAUACUCUAUAUACAUUUCUAUUAUUGUAUCUUUAUUAAACCGUAUCUCUCUUUAAUAUAAGUGGUGGCAAUUCAAAGGGAACAUGUUAAACUGUGAACAUACAACUGUAAAGGUUUAUUUGCAAUUUUACACUUUAAAAAAAGAAU
Molecule: messenger RNA, 2954 nt
Organism: Nematolebias whitei (Rio pearlfish)
Lineage: Eukaryota; Metazoa; Chordata; Actinopteri; Cyprinodontiformes; Rivulidae
Gene: klf3
Product: Kruppel-like factor 3 (basic)
Exons: 6
Coding region: 246-1262 (338 amino acids)
Biological process (GO): regulation of transcription by RNA polymerase II
Molecular function (GO): RNA polymerase II cis-regulatory region sequence-specific DNA binding; DNA-binding transcription factor activity, RNA polymerase II-specific
Source: RefSeq, a predicted model, not a curated record